AUGGCUGUCCGCUGCUUCUCACGCGCUAAAGGGAGACACUGGAUGCGCUUCACGCUCAUUUUCCACAUCCUUUGGUUUUUCUCACUGUGCAAAAGUGAAAUUUUCAAUAGUCCUGAAAAUCAUCAAGGCACCUCGGAUUUGCUCCGAUCGCUCAAUUUACCUGAACGCACAGAAUAUGAACUUGUGGCUCCGUUCGAGGUCGACCACCAUGGUGUUUACAUCUCUCAUGAAAUCGCCCACCACCAGCGCAGAAGGCGACGCAGAUCCCUCAGCCCAGACGCAGGAUCAUCAAACGGGGACAGCGGCAGUGAGACCGUCCACUUUCGGCUCAGUGGCUUGGGGCAGGACUUCCACAUGGAGCUGAGGGAGACGUCGGAAGCCCUGAUCGCACCUGGCUUCGCCAUCCAGGUCCUGGGAAAAAACGGCACCAGGAGCCUGAGGGCUCACCACCGGGACGACCUCUGCUUUUACCAAGGGUCGCUGAGGUCAACGGUCAACUCCUCAGUGGCACUGUCCACAUGCGUGGGGAUGACAGGUCUGAUCAGAACACAGGAUGCAGACUAUUUCCUCCGACCGGUGUCCAGGAGCCUCGCUCAGAGGGAGAACUUCACACGACCCCUCAGUCACCAGCCACACAUUCUCUACAAGAGUGGAGGACACUCCCGGACAGCGCAUGAAGGCCGUCAGUCCAGAGUGCUUCAGAAGAGAUCAGCCGAUUCACCUCAUCGCAAAUCAACUUCCACAAAGACGGACGCCGCCGCCGACGGCACGGCUGAUGAAGAUCAACCCAGCGGCCUCAGCGAUCAACCUAACAUCAGUAACAGCAACAGUGAUGGGAACCACACAGCGCAUCGUGGAGGCGGCCCACGCCACCACAGCCACCACCACCAUCAUGACAAUGACUACAGACACGGCGAGAAGCAGAGGCAGCACUUCUGUGGGAGAAGGAAGAAAUACAUGCCCAAACCUCCAGAAGAAGACAUUUUCAUCCUUCCAGACGAGUACAGGUUCAUCCCCCGGAGCAAAAGAGCCGUGCUGAUGAAGAAUCAGGUCUCUCAGAAGAUCAACGUGGAGACGCUGGUGGUGGUGGACAGAAAGAUGAUGGACAACCACGGCCAGGAGAACAUCACCACAUAUGUCCUCACAGUGCUCAACAUGGUUUCCAGCUUGUUCAAAGAUGGUACGAUAGGGGGGAAUAUCAACAUCGUCAUUGUGGGCCUCGUCCUUCUGGAUGAAGAGCAGGACGGCUUGGUCAUCAACCACCACGCAGACCACACACUGAAUAGCUUCUGUCACUGGCAAUCCACUCUGGGAGGCAGAGAUGGCCGACACCACGACCACGCCAUCCUCCUCACAGGACUCGACAUCUGCUCGUGGAAGAAUGAACCCUGUGAUACUCUUGGGUUUGCUCCAAUAAGUGGGAUGUGCAGCAAGUAUCGGAGCUGUACCAUUAACGAAGACACUGGCCUGGGACUGGCGUUCACCAUCGCACAUGAAUCUGGACACAAUUUUGGAAUGGUCCAUGACGGUGAGGGGAAUGUGUGUAAGAAGUCGGAAGGCAACAUCAUGUCUCCCACGUUAGCCGGGCACAACGGCAUCUUCUCCUGGUCUGCCUGCAGCCGCCAGUACCUCAGCCGCUUCCUAAACACUGCCCAGGCGUUGUGCCUGUCAGAUGAACCCAGAGCGAUCAAGGAGUACCGAUACCCUGAGAAGCUGCCUGGAGAGCUGUACGAUGCAGACACACAGUGCAAAUGGCAGUUCGGGGAGAAGGCCAAACUCUGCACCCUGGAUUUUAAAAAGGACAUCUGCAAGGCUCUGUGGUGCCACCGUGUUGGGAGGAAAUGUGAGACCAAAUUCAUGCCAGCUGCUGAAGGCUCUGCCUGCGGCCCUGAUAUGUGGUGUCGGAGAGGCCAGUGUGUCAAACAGGGGGACGAGGGCCCGCGGCCGCAGCACGGCCACUGGUCGCCGUGGUCGCCGUGGACCGUCUGCUCCCGGAGCUGUGAGAGUGGAGUCACCUAUCGAGAGAGGCAGUGCAACAGCCCCAGACCUGCGUAUGGAGGGAAAUUCUGCGAGGGUUCGUCGCGGUCGUAUAAGCUCUGUAAUACCGAGGAUUGCCCCCACAAUGCCGUUGAGUACAGAGCGCAGCAGUGUGCCGAAUAUAACAGCAAACAGUUCAGAGGGUGGUACUACACCUGGAGGCCAUACACACGAGUCGACGAUCAAGAUGUAUGCAAGCUGUACUGCUUCGCUGAAGGUUAUGAUUUCUUCUUCGCUCUGGCCAGCAAAGUCAAGGAUGGGACGCUUUGCUCCCAGGACAGCUUGAACGUCUGCAUUGAUGGACUGUGUGAGAGAGUGGGCUGCGACCGUGUCCUGGGCUCCACGGCGGUGCCUGACGCUUGUGGGGUGUGUAAAGGAGACAACUCCACCUGCAAGAUCUACAAGGGACAGUAUACCAAGCAGCAUUAUACAAACCAGUAUUAUGGGGUGGUUACCAUCCCCGCUGGAGCUCGGAGUAUCCGUGUGACUGAACUGAAUACCUCCAGUUCCUACCUGGCUGUCCGGGACAGCCAGAGGCGCUACCUGCUUAACGGCCAGUGGACGGUGGACUGGCCCGGCCGGCACCCCAUGGCUGGAACCAUUUUUGAGUACAAGCGGCCGUACAAUAGACCAGAGAGCCUCAUAUCGGCGGGACCCACCAACGAGACCCUCAUCAUAGAGAUACUGUUGCAAGGCUGGAAUCCAGGAGUGCGUUGGGAAUAUACUAUGAAAAAAACUGAUGAGAAGCCGGUGAAGAAUCACAUCAAGCACAAUUAUACAUGGGCGAUCAUACGAACGCAGUGUUCAGCAACUUGCGCCGGAGGACAGAUGAACACCAAGUCAGCGUGCUACAAAGACCUGAGAGUGCAGGUGAACACAUCGUACUGCAAUCCCAGAUCAAGACCAGCGACGGGCCUGAUGCCCUGCAACACCCAACCAUGUCCUGCCAGCUGGUCUGUCGGAGAGUGGGGGGCGUGCAGCCGGAGCUGUGGGGGAGGGGAGCAGACGCGGCAGGUCCAGUGCGUUCAGAGAACCGGCCGGAGCAGCGUGGACGUGCUGGCCGACUCUCGGUGCUCGCGCCCCGGCUCGGCCAGAAGGCAGGCCUGCAACACGCACAGCUGCCCGCCAGCCUGGACCGCCGGGCCCUGGUCACAGUGCUCACGCAAAUGUGGCAGCGGUUUGAAGAAGAGGACCGUGGCGUGCACAGGCGGCAGCCCGGGUGCCCAGACACACACACUGCCAGACGGCGCGUGUGCAGGCCUGCAGAAACCUGCCAGCCAGGAAUCCUGCUUCAUCAAGCGCUGCCAGAAACAACGCAAGGUCCAGUGGUUUGUCUCCACAUGGCAGGAGUGUUCGGUAACAUGUGGACGUGGCCAGCAGGCGCGCUUCAUCAAGUGUGCGGAGAAGGACGCUGCGGGGAAAUACAGAGAACUCGCUGCCAAGAAGUGUCACCAUGUUCCCAAACCGAUGGUGGAGCUGCAUCGAGCCUGCACCCUGGCUGAGUGUCCAGUCCGCACAACCCCGCCUGUCCACCGGUGGAGGCAGCACACUCACACCCACCCGCCUCCGCCCCCCCCUCAGCCUCCUGUACAAGUAGCGGAGUGGUUCUCCUCGCCCUGGUCUCAGUGUACGGUCACAUGUGGAGGGGGAGUACAGGCCCGGACGGUGCAGUGCCUGGUGCAGGGGAAGCCCUCUCCUGGCUGUACCCUCCACCUCAGACCCCCCAUGUCCCAGGCCUGCAACACCAACUUCUGUCCACAGCCUGAAAAGAAAGAUGUGGCGUGUCGGGAUUAUUUCAGCUGGUGUUACUUGGUGCCCCAACAUGGAGUCUGCAACCAUAAAUUCUAUGGCAAGCAGUGCUGCCAGUCCUGCUCGAAUUCAAAUCUAUAAUCUCACAGACGAGACUCGGGUCUGUGAUACAGACACAUCGGUAGUCAAAUGGUCUAAAGACUAGAUUUUCCCAUGCUUGAAAGGACCUGUAGUUGUU
Molecule: messenger RNA, 4024 nt
Organism: Salarias fasciatus (jewelled blenny)
Lineage: Eukaryota; Metazoa; Chordata; Actinopteri; Blenniiformes; Blenniidae
Gene: adamts16
Product: ADAM metallopeptidase with thrombospondin type 1 motif, 16
Exons: 24
Coding region: 1-3927 (1308 amino acids)
Biological process (GO): proteolysis; extracellular matrix organization
Cellular component (GO): extracellular matrix
Molecular function (GO): metalloendopeptidase activity
Source: RefSeq, a predicted model, not a curated record